Molecule: messenger RNA, 1892 nt
Organism: Raphanus sativus (radish)
Lineage: Eukaryota; Viridiplantae; Streptophyta; Magnoliopsida; Brassicales; Brassicaceae
Product: FBD-associated F-box protein At4g10400-like
Exons: 1
Coding region: 657-1892 (411 amino acids)
Molecular function (GO): protein binding
Source: RefSeq, a predicted model, not a curated record
UGAUAUUUUAAAGUUGUUAUUUUUUGUCAACUUAAAGUUGUCUAAACUAUUUGAAAAUAUAAAAAAUAGUCAAAAGUAAACAUAUAAAGUAGAUAAACAAUAAUCAAACACCAAAAAUAUUUAACAUAUAUAUUUAUUCUUCAUCCAAAUAUUGAAGUUCAACCUGUUUUUUAAUUUUUAAUUUAGAUAUUUUGGCUUACAUUACUCAAAUUUAUAUGUUUUGAGAAAUUUAAAAUAUAUAUAAAUUUUGAAAAUUUUAAAAUAAUUCAAACGGGUUAUUUGUAUUCGAACCGAACCCGGAAAUAUCCGAAUCAAACCGAAACCAAAAUUUAUAAAUAUUUGAAUGUUGCUGAAAUCUUUAAACUCUAGAUACUCAAACUCAAAUGGAUUUUAACGGAAUCAGUGGGUAUCCAAAUACACAUCCCUAACGUAGUCAAUAUAAAACGAUCAAGUAUUACAAAUACAUCAUUUAGUAUAAAUAAAUAAAAAUUAAAACAGAAAAUUAAUACCCGUGCGGUCGCACGGGUCAAGAUCUAGUAUUCCAUUAAGACCUAAGACGGAACACAAAGUGAGAAAGGAGGCAGAACCGUGAGAGAGAAGAAACAGAGUUGUGAAUCUUUGUGUUCUUCUUGGUUUGUACUUGGAAUUUGUACGAUAUGGACAAAAUCAGUCGACUGCCGGAUGAAUUAUUGGUGAAGAUAUUAUCGUUUCUUCCAACAAAAGUUGCUGUCUCCACUAGCAUCUUGUCCAAACAAUGGGAUUUUCUAUGGAUGUGGUUACCUAAACUCGACUACAGUACUAGAAAGUAUUCAGAGUCCGAAUGCGUGAGGUUACGGUGUUUUCUUAACAGAAAUCUGCCAUUACACAGAGCUCCGGUCAUAGAAAGCUUCCGCCUCGAUUUUCUUGCUUCACAGUUCAAACCUAUGACAAUUAGAUCAUGGCUUCUAACUGCAGUUUCACGCAACCUACUAGAGGUGGAGAUUUCUCAUGCUUAUACUGAGAAGGUGCUGAACAUAUUGCCGAGUAGCUUGUACACUUGUAAAUCACUCGCGUCCUUGAAACUGAAUGGAAUGAGGACUCUAGUGGAUGUUCCUCGUAUGGUUUCUCUCCCUUGUCUGAAAAAUUUGUGGCUUGAAGGUGUGAAAUACAAGAAUGAAGAUUCUCUUCAGCGCCUUAUAUCUAAUUGCCCUGUUCUUGAAGAUCUAUUUCUGAACGGAUGCAAAGGGGACAAUAUGGUAAAGUUCAUUGUUAUCGUCCCCUCGUUGCUACGUUUAACAGUCAUUAUACCUGAGGAUAUAGAUGAGUUUGUGAUAGAUACUCCUUCUUUGAAAUACUUCAAAAUUGACUACUGUAGUUACAAGAGACACCACUGUUUGAUUGAGUAUAUGCCUAAGCUGGAGGAGGCAUAUGUAGAAGUUAGCUCUGAUGAUAUUUAUAUUGAGAGGUUUAUCAAACCAAUCACUUCUGUCAAACGUCUGACAUUAUGCAUAGAGGGUGUGUAUGGUGGUGAUGGUUUUGUCUUCAACCAGCUUGAACAUCUGCAACUAUGUAUAUGCAAUGAAUAUAACUCGGAUGAGAUUGUUGUCCGGUUGCUCAAAGAUUCACCUAACUUACGAGUACUAGACCUAUUCAAAAUGGAAUGUCAUGACACUAUUGGUUUGUAUUGUUGGAAUCGACCAAGAACGGUUCCGGAAUGUAUUUUGUCGAGUCUACAAACUUUCAAGUGCUCAGGAUACUUAGGAACACUAGGAGAAAGAGAUCUUGUGAUUUAUAUAUUAAAAAACGCUAACCACUUAAAGACUGCAACGAUCUUGUUUCCGACGGUUGACAUGAAAAAAGAGCUGACUCUUUCUUCUCGAGCUUCUAACGCAUGCCAACUUGUAUUUGAUUGA